Messenger RNA from Dendrobium catenatum, 1156 nucleotides. RefSeq lists its product as uncharacterized. The record is from RefSeq and is a predicted model, not a curated record. Lineage: Eukaryota; Viridiplantae; Streptophyta; Magnoliopsida; Asparagales; Orchidaceae. The transcript is spliced from 6 exons. Bases 117 to 869 code for a protein of 250 amino acids.
CCGAUCAAACGACGAAGAAGACUGAGGGGGUGGCUUCAGCGUGGCGGAGGAUAGGUCAGGCGAUUAAUCUUCGGUUUCGUUCACCAGCUCUUCCGAUCAUUUGGGGUUAGGACAUCAUGGGGAUUGCGGUGGCGGAGGCAGUGAAGGCGGCGGCGAGAGCGUCUUCGUCCCCGCAAGCGAAUCAACAGCGGCUUCCUGGGCAAGCAGAGCAAGUAAGGGUGAAGCGGGAGACCAUUCAAGCGGUACUGGAUCAGUGCCAGAGAGCGUUGAAACUUCUCGAGGAGCCCGAAUUGAUCGUUGAUGCGGAGACUGAUGUUAACGUCUGCACCGAGGGGAAGGAGAAGCCGCCUUUGUCAUUCUCCGCAGCUGAUUCUGAUGCCGAUGUUCUAUGUGAAAUGGUCAAAUGUAGAGUUGAAUCGCAGAGCUUCCUUGAAAAACUUGGGAGCAUGUACGUUUCAGUUUCUCAGAGUGAAUUUGAUGAUACCAAAGUCUGGGAAAUGGUUAGUACAGAAGACUUAUGGGACCAUAAGCAAUUUGGUGCAGAGAGCAAAGAAGACCUCGAUGGUUAUGUUCUUGUUAACCAGGAAGACAUAGUGGAGGGGAUCACAAGUUUCAUGGCUGCGUAUAUACUAUCGCUUAAAGAAGCCAAAGAAUUAACUCCUAAUCAACUUCAAAAAGCACUUAACAAGACGUUCUCGGUGAAGAAGAAGAAAAGCAAGCUUAUGAAGGCAUGGGAAGGAAGCCAAGUUAUCUAUAAUGUUACAUCUUGGGGUGCAACUGCUGUUGGAAUAUACCAAAACCCAGCGAUCAUAAAGGCCGCCUCCGUGGCCCUUUUGUCUUCCUGUCGUGUCAUAUCUAAGUUCUUUUGAAACACUGAAGCUGCUUUAUGGAAUGGCAAUGGAUGAUUAUAUUGGAUCAGAUCUUCUGAUUGAAAGGCUUAUAGAUAGCUUGGAAUUGCACAGAUUAUUAUUGGAAGAUCAUUUUUUAAUUAUUUGAAAGUCCACUUUCAUGUAAAUGUCAGUAUCGACAAUGGAUUGUUUGACGUUCUUUGUGGACCCAUGCUGUGUAUAUUGGCUUACCUUAUCUGCUUCCAGAUAUUUGUGAACUUUAAGAUAUUUCCCAUUCAUUUAAGGACUGUUUUAUGUGCAUUUUUUUG